ACACAACAGAAGAAGAGUAAAACAGGAAGUAGCCACCUGCUAGCCGCUAGGUAAAUUUUCUCGAGUCUGUUUGGGCAGUGUAGUGGCAGAAUCAGACUACACUGACUAAACUUAUCCCGUAGACGUUCCGUUGACUGCGUUUAAUUUAACGGAACAGUGCCAAUUUCUUCGAACACUUGUCUGAGCGAAUCAUUCUUGAGCUGAAAAUGCCGCGCAGACGUCAGAGACAUAUGGCAGGGAGUGGUUCAGAUGGAACUGAAGAUUCAGACUCAUCUGCUGAAAGAGAACAGACCAACAGUUCGGAAAGUGAUGGGACCCGCACUAAGAGACAGCGCCUCACCAGAGCCUCCACUCGCCUGAGCCAGAGUUCUCAUGACACGGCUGACUUGAAGCAGGCUGCAGAUCAUGACGAAUCCCCGCCACUGACGCCGACGGGAAAUGCGCCGUCCUCCGAGUCUGAGCUGGAUAUCUCCAGCCCGAAUGCAUCUCACGAUGAGAGCCAGGCCAAAGAUCAGGCCAACAGAGACUCUGAUAAGGACCUCUCCCACCGACCCAAACGUCGCCGAUGCCACGAGACGUACAACUUCAACAUGAAAUGCCCGACCCCUGGGUGCAAUUCACUGGGUCACCUCACAGGAAAACAUGAACGUCACUUUGCCGUGUCGGGAUGCCCCCUGUACCACAACCUGUCUGCAGAUGAAUGCAAGGUAAAAGCUGUUAGCCGUGAGAAGCAAGAUGAGGAGUUGAAGGGACAAGAAGAAAGUCAUUCACGUCAUGCAACCCGUCACCAGACACCAACUUCUAAGCAGAGCAGAUAUAAAGAGCAGGUUGCUGAAAUGAGGAAGGGGCGAAACUCUGGCCUGCAGAAGGAGCAGAAAGAAAAACACAUGGAGCAUCGGCAGACGCACGGCAACACCAGGGAGCCUCUGCUGGAAAACAUCACCAGCGAUUAUGACUUGGAGCUUUUCAGGAAAGCUCAAGCUCGUGCCUCUGAAGACCUGGAGAAGCUCCGCAUCCAGGGUCAGAUCACGGAGGGCAGCAACAUGAUCAAGACCAUCCUGUUUGGCCGCUAUGAGCUGGACACCUGGUACCACUCGCCCUAUCCUGAGGAGUACGCCCGCCUAGGUCGCCUCUACGUUUGUGAAUUCUGCCUCAAGUACAUGAAAAGCCAGACCAUCCUCAGGCGGCACAUGGCCAAGUGUGUGUGGAAGCAUCCUCCAGGAGAUGAAGUGUACAGAAAAAGUGCCAUAUCUGUGUUUGAAGUUGACGGCAAAAAAAAUAAGAUCUACUGCCAGAACUUGUGUUUACUCGCCAAACUUUUCCUGGACCACAAGACGUUAUACUACGACGUAGAGCCGUUUCUGUUUUAUGUCAUGACCGAGGCCGACAACACGGGCUGCCAUUUAGUGGGAUACUUUUCCAAAGAAAAGAAUUCCUUCCUCAAUUACAAUGUUUCCUGCAUUCUGACAAUGCCCCAGUACAUGAGACAGGGCUUCGGCAAGAUGCUCAUCGACUUCAGCUACCUCCUCUCCAAAGUAGAGGAGAAGGUGGGUUCGCCAGAGAGGCCACUGUCGGACCUCGGCCUCAUCAGCUACCGCAGCUACUGGAAGGAAGUGUUACUCCGAUACAUGCACAAUUUCCAAGGAAAGGAGAUCUCCAUCAAAGAGAUUAGUCAGGAAACUGCCGUCAAUCCCGUGGACAUUGUGAGCACGCUACAGUCUCUUCAGAUGCUCAAGUACUGGAAGGGGAAGCACUUGGUCUUGAAGCGACAGGACUUAAUUGAUGAAUGGAAAGCAAAGGAGGUCAAGAGAGGCAAUGGCAACAAAACCAUUGACCCCAGCUCGCUAAAAUGGACGCCUCCCAAAGGGACAUAAGCACGCGCAUCCUCAGGCUACUCAAUAAACUCACCUUCAGCCUCACCAGCCACAAGUAGCCUCGAGCCACUAUAGAGCCAGAGCAUCUUUCUUUUUAUUUUAUUUUUCAAAUUCCCCUUUCUAUAUAUUUAAGUCAAAUUAAAAGGUUUACAAUCUCCAGCUGAGUUUGCAAGGGAGCAAUUAUUGACCAGCUUCAGAAUGUUCAUUGUGGUUUGAAGCUGACUAAACUUUGGUUGUGAAUCAUGUUUCCAUGCUCCCUUCCAUCAAUGCAGGAUUUGUCCCAAUUCUUCUGCCAAAUAAUGAAAGAAUAUAAUUUUUGGUUUGCUGCAAAUUAAAAUUCUGAAAGUACCACUGUAAAAGAAAUGCACAAAAAAUCAAAUAAAACAACCUCAGGAUUUUAUAAUGAUA
Molecule: messenger RNA, 2282 nt
Organism: Syngnathus acus (greater pipefish)
Lineage: Eukaryota; Metazoa; Chordata; Actinopteri; Syngnathiformes; Syngnathidae
Gene: kat7b
Product: K(lysine) acetyltransferase 7b
Exons: 15
Coding region: 207-1874 (555 amino acids)
Biological process (GO): regulation of DNA-templated transcription
Cellular component (GO): nucleus
Molecular function (GO): zinc ion binding; histone acetyltransferase activity
Source: RefSeq, a predicted model, not a curated record